Molecule: messenger RNA, 807 nt
Organism: Prunus armeniaca (apricot)
Lineage: Eukaryota; Viridiplantae; Streptophyta; Magnoliopsida; Rosales; Rosaceae
Source: the annotation of a GenBank genome assembly
AUGAACAAACAGUUGCAGGUGCAUGUUCAAUUGGAUUCAGGAAAGCCCGGCGUUGAAAAUAUGAAAACAUAUUACUACGGAUCAGUCUUCCUUGUAAACGAUGAGGCUUCUGCUCUUGAUAGCCGGAAUGUUUCUGAGUUGGUCGUCGAAAAAGGCCUUGACAUUGUUUUGAGACGUAAUGAUAUCAAGGUUGCAUCAAAGUAUUGCGAUGCCCUUUGUACUACAAAGUCAACGAAUUCUGGCGUGGAUCCUCCAGUCAUAAUAGACUUGUCAAAUGCAACAUGCGUGGAAGCUUGUAAAGCCUGUGAUCAUAUAUUUUCAUGGGGCUUUGGUAAUAAAUACCAGAAAGUUGAGGGUAUUGUGGAAUCUGUAACCAACAACAAGAAUAAAAUUAUACUACUGAUUCAACGCAAAGAGAAAACGUGGAAGAUUCCCUUCUCACUUAAAGGUGUGACAUGGCCCAGAGGUGAGGAGCCCUAUGCAGAUGAAGCAUUUGAACUACUGAGGCAAAGCAUAGUUGAUAAAAGGGUGGAGGUUCUACUGGAGAAAUUUGAUUCUGAUUCAGAUGGAUAUUUUGUGGGAACUUUAUUGUUGGAGUCAAAUACCCAUGUGGCAAUCCCCCUCGUAAAAGCUGGGCUUGCAAAAUUGGAAGCACAUUAUCCCAAAGGUUAUCGCAACCAAGUUAAAGAUGUUCAAAUCUCUCCGCAAAUGAAGAGAAUGAAAAUCUGGGAGAACUCAAGUGCCAAGAAGAAGUCAAAAGAUUCGGUGGCUCUAGAUGGUUUUCUUUUCAUCUUCCUACAUAUAUAA